AUGGCGGCAGCGAGACGCAGGACGAAAGUUCGCCGUCACUGUCGCCAGGUGACGGUCUACAUGACCUACCAUGUCAUGCCGCUCCUCCCAUGUGGCCUCAUCUUCCACACGGGCGUCGUGGUUGGCCACCACGAGUUUGCCUUCGGGCAAUCUGGCGUCCGUGUGGUGGGGUCCGGAUGCGACCCGGCUUUCCAAGAUGGCUGGUCGCAUUCCGUCAUGAUCGGUGUGGCGCGUGGCGAGACUGCCAACGCGGCCAUCUCCGCGGCGGUUCGGCUGUGGAGGACGGAAUGGAACCCAUUUUGUGUCAUUGCUUUCAUGGGCCGUGGAGGCCCAUGCAUGACUGUGCUGACAGGACAAUUGGCUAAUUUGUCCUCUAAUCGAACUGCCAGGAUUUCGCCGUAUGGCUGGUCCGGGCGAGAAGGAGAAGCUCCGGGCCGCCUUCGCUGCGCUGCCGGUGGCAAAGAAGGAGAUCGAGCUUUGAUCCGAGGCCUCGGCCUCGGCAAGCUGGUGGUGGCCUUUCUCCUGAGUGCUUCGGAUCUUCCGCCGCAAAAAAGCAGAGGUCGCUGCACUUCGGUAUACAGUCUUGGUCUUGAGUACAUGCAGCGUUGGCAAAUGCACAGAGUUGCGCACAUGCUUCUGCACGUAGAACAAUCCCCUCGCGAAAAAACCAUUAAAAACCAUGUUGAAAGGCCCCGAGCGACCUUUCAUCAGGGUCUUGAGCAGCACUCAGUCUAG
Symbiodinium sp. CCMP2456 is the source of this 735-nucleotide messenger RNA. Lineage: Eukaryota; Dinophyceae; Suessiales; Symbiodiniaceae. The record is from the annotation of a GenBank genome assembly.